Molecule: messenger RNA, 846 nt
Organism: Oppiella nova
Lineage: Eukaryota; Metazoa; Arthropoda; Arachnida; Sarcoptiformes; Oppiidae
Source: the annotation of a GenBank genome assembly
AUGCAAAGCUGUAUGGACCAAGAAUAUGCUCAACAUAAGAACCGCGUUCAACAGGCCUUUGCCAAAAUCAUCAGUCGUCCAGACAGUGUGAAAAAAGACCGGCAGAUGGAUGAGAUCGCAGCAUGGUGGGAAAACACCGACAAGUAUUGUAAUUGGGAUCCUAAAACCGAAGGACAGGGACAAAUGUUAGAUGCACAGUCUUGUCGUCUGAACCUUCCACAUUUGUCCUUAAAAGCGGUUGGCCUGAUACAAAUGGCUGCACAGGCUUUUAUCUUCCUGACCAUUGCACUGGCCAUCAGCGAACUUUUAAAUGUCUUUAAUCUGCUUUAUCAACGUAAUCCAAAAUCACUGAAUAAGCCCAUCAAAGGCUAUCUUCAACUGAUCAAGCUGAUUCUGUUUAUCGUUUGUGGUCUGCUGAUCUUGGAACAACAGAAAUUAAAAGCUUUCCUGUUACUGGAUCAGUAUUUGGAUAAUAAACAAUCUGAAUUGGACAGCUUUAAUCAACAGUUUGAAGAUCAGUCAAUCUAUAACCAGCGCCGCCUGACCAAUAUUGGAACAUUUCGGGCCUAUGUCGAGUUCUACCUAAAGCAACAUGCUGGUAUUGCUAAAAACCAAUCCCUAAUUAUCCGUCAGUUACAGCCGACGAGUGAGGGAUUACCGCUGGAAAUCUAUGCAUUUGCCAAUACAACGAUAUGGAAUGAUUAUGAGGCAAUCCAGUCCGAUAUAUUUGACCAUCUGAUGGCAAUUAUUCCUGAGUUUGGGCUAAAGAUUUAUCAAGCGCCUUCUGGUUCAGAUUUACGUUCAUUGUCAAAACACACUGAAAGUAGCUCUGACCUUCUGUCCUGA